Fusarium pseudograminearum CS3096 is the source of this 780-nucleotide messenger RNA. RefSeq lists its product as uncharacterized. Lineage: Eukaryota; Fungi; Ascomycota; Sordariomycetes; Hypocreales; Nectriaceae. The record is from RefSeq and is a predicted model, not a curated record. Bases 1 to 780 code for a protein of 259 amino acids. The transcript has 3 exons.
AUGUCCUAUUCGUGCGAGGAGGCGAGAGACAGGCACUGCAAUGACACAGGACAUUACGCUCCGAACUGGGAGUGCGAGAUCUGCUUUUCGGGCUUUGACUGUUACGAAAGCUGCAACUACCACGAGGUAAACGAGUGUCUCUAUUGUUCUGAAUGUCAGGAGGAGUUCUUCUGCGAAGAAGAUAUGGAAGAGCAUAUGGAGUCGAGUGAGCACGAAGAGACGGAUUACAUCACCCAGCAUCAGAACCAGAGAAGUGCCAUUCCCUACUAUCAGAACCGCCGAGGUGCUAUUUCUUUUCACCAAGGCAAAGGGGUCGUAUGCCCAUUCUGCCGGGCAAGUUAUCGAGCUGCCAGUGGCGUCGCUCAUCAUCUCGAGCGUGGUUGUUGCCCUCGUGCACCCUUGGACAGAGACACAAUGUACCAAGAAGUCAGGCGACGAGACCCAGACGGCCUCAUCACCAAUCAAUUCCUCGAAUGGGAAUGCACUAUUCACUACCAAGCGACAGAACUUGCCUACAACCCUCAUUACGGCGAAUACGAGUGUUACAUCUGCCACGACCUGUUCCGACAGUUGUCGAGCCUGAACCAGCACCUUGAAUCACCCCGACAUCAGCAAAACUUGUACCACUGCCCAAACAGAUCUUGUUACAAAGAAUUUACCACACUCGCCGGACUUGUCAACCACUUGGAAAGCGAAUCUUGCGGUUUCAUGCGGUUCCAGGCCAUUCAGAAUGGCAUGCGAGGACUUGUCUCCUCGUCUCGACGCAUCGGAUUUUAUUAG